This is a messenger RNA of Paramecium pentaurelia, 6970 nucleotides long. Lineage: Eukaryota; Ciliophora; Oligohymenophorea; Peniculida; Parameciidae. The record is from the annotation of a GenBank genome assembly.
AUGUAUUAUUAUGAAGAAAAAAGAAAAUAGGACGAAAUCUAUACACCUAAAUACAACUAAAAAGAUUAAUAUUACUAACAAUCAAAAUGUUAUCAAUCAAAUUAAUAGCCCUAAAAGGUACAGAGAAAUACUUAAUAAAGAGAAUAAAGAAUAAUAGAAUAGAAGAAAAUUGAGAGAAAAAAUGAAAAAUAAAUUCAGAAAUAAAAAAAAGAAUAAUUCAACCUUUUUUUUUAGACAAUUUCGGAUAAAGAUCAAAAUAAAGUUAUUUAAGAAUUAUAUAAUCAAAAUAAUCUUAAAGAUCUAUUUUUCAAUUUAAGAAUAUGUGCGAACUCAUAUGAUUCAUAUACUAGUUUAAUAAAAAAUUUAAGAGAAGCAUAUUAAUAAAAUUUUAAUGUGAUACUUAGCUGUUCAAACUUUAACACUAUAAUUUUCUAGAGAUGCACUUUGCUAUAAUUAUAUCAAAACUCAAUUGAAGAUUUGGAUUAAAAAUUGAUAGAUUUGUAUCAUUUAUUUUUCACUAUGAAAGAUCUUGAUUAUCAAGCCCUAAAGCAAUCUAGCAUUGCUAGUGUAUACAAUCUAUUAAAAAUCAUAGAAGUAUAUAACCCCAAGCUUUAAAGUAAAAUAAGUUCAAUAUGUAAUAAAUUUGAUAAACUUUUAAAUUAAAUAUACUCCUCCAACUAAUUUUUAGAAUGGUAGUAAAUUCCAAUUUAUCCUGUAGCUUUAGAAUUUUUUCCUAAUUCUGGUAUGCACAGUUAAUUAUUUGGGAAAUUAGAAAUUCUUUCUAAAGAAAAUACAAAUGUUCAUAGAUAUAUUGAUUAUCAUUUUAACCUAUUAAGAGAAGAUUACGUAUUAGAAUUUAAAGAAGCAAUAAUUAGUUUAAAUGAAUUAGGAUUUGAAAAUAUUGACAAAUCAAAAACAAGUCAAAUAAAGUUGUAUCAUGAUUUAGAAUUGUUAUAAGUAAAUAUGAAUAAUUUUGAAAUCAUGUGGAAAAUUUAAGUGAAAUAAUUUAAUUUUGAUGGAAAAGGAAUGAAAAAAAUAAAUUGGGAAAAAUCUAAUAUACUAAUGCCUGGUUCAUUAAUAUGUUUAACUAAUAUAGAAUGUUAUCCAUUAAUAUUUGGAGUAAUAACAAAAAGGGAUAAAUAUUAAUCUGAAUAUGAAUAUGGUUUAAUAUAAUUAGAAUUUUCAUUUAUUGAUCCUAAUACAUCAAUAAUGCAAUUUUUUAAUUUAUUCUCUUAAAAAACAAUACUCAUUUAAUUUGAUGGUUUGGUUGAACCAAUACACUACUAUUUAUAAGCUUUGAAAUCAAAAACAAGUUUACCCUUUUAAAAUAUUAUUGUUGAAAAUUAAAACGAUGUUAAAUACCCUGAAUAUUUAAAUAAUAAAUAGAAAUUUGAAAUUGAUCUUUCAAAAAAUGAUUAAUAUAGAGGUUAUAUCUUCAAUAUAUUGAAUCCUAUAUGGCCAGAAUUAAACUCAACUUUGGAUGGAUCUCAAUUAAAUGCAAUUAAAAUAAUGCUUUAAAAAUAAGUAGCUUUAAUCUAAGGUCCUCCUGGAACAGGUAAAACCUAUUGUGGAGCUCUCGCUGUUAGAAUACUUUAUCAAAAUUUACUGAAUAAUAAUUUUCCUAUAUUAAUAGUUUGUUAUACAAAUCAUGCCUUGGAUUAGUUUUUAGAACAUAUAAUAAAAUUUGUUCCUAUCGAAGAUGUGGCAAGAUUGGGAGGAGCUUCAAAACAUCCAGAAUUAUAAAAAUGUUAAAUUAGAUGUAGAUAGAAAAUUGACUUUGAAUUUUAAAUUUUCAACAAGUUGAAAUAGAAAAUCAGCAAAUUAAUUGAAAGAAUGUUAAAAUAUGAUUAUAUAAUUCGACCGAAAGAUAUUAAAAAAUAUUGGCCAGAGCUAUAAAAUAUCAUUAUUAAAAAAUUCAUUGAGGAUAAUGAUUUAAAUUAUGAAUUUUUUAUUAAUUAGUAAGAAUAAGACUAAUUGGUGAAUUAUUGGAUUGAAUGUGAUAAUUCAGAAGAUGAUACACUUGAAAAUAGCUAAUAAGAUGAAAUGUCUAAUUAUUUUAAAAUGGAUCAGUUUUAUUAAGAAUCUGAAUAAUUUAAGCAUUUAAUAAAAAGUGACUGUUUAUAAUAAUAGUAGUUUUAUAGUGAAGAUGAGGAUUUAAAUAUUUAUUUAGAUUCAGAUGAUGAAGCACACUCUUAUAAUAAUUAUUAUAAAGAAGCUAAUUUUGAUCUAAUUGCUGUGGAUAAUGCAAUAAAAUAAUUUAAUGAAAAGUAACAAAAUUUUUAAUUACUUCAUUAUGAUGUUUAAUCAAUACAAAAGAUAAUUAAUUAUGUUUUUCAUCAAAAAGGUAAUCCUUGGUAUUUAAAUCCUAAUGACAUAGAAUAGAUCUUAAUUUAUUUAGAAAGUCUUAGAUAUUAAAAUGAUAGUGUUAAAUUUAGUCGUUUAUAUCAAUAAUUUAUAGAUUUAUCUAAUAAUCUUAAAGAAUUAUAUGAUGAAAAUGAAAUCAAAAUAUUGAAUAGUAUGAAAAUAGUAGGAGUAACAGUUACUGGUGUUGCUAAAUAAGCAAAAAAAUUAGAAAAAUUAAAUACAAAAAUUAUGAUUAUAGAGGAAGCUGCUGAAGUUUUGGAAUCUCAUGUUGCUAGUAUACUUACUAAAAAUUUAUAACAUUUGAUUCUAAUUGGAGAUCAUCAAUAAUUAAAACCAAAAUUAAAAAAUUAUUCCUUAUAAAUGAAAUUAAAAAAUGCUGAUGUAUCUUUAUUUGAAAGAUUAUUUUUUAAUGACAUUCCAAGUGCUAUACUUACUUAAUAAAGAAGAAUGAAAUCUAAAUUUGCAGAUUUUAUACGAUUAAUAUAUAGUAAUUCAUAUUAAGAUCAUCCAGAUAUUAAUAAAUAAAAUAAUAUUGAAAUUCAAGGUUUGGAGAAAGAUUUAGUGUUUUUUAAUCAUAAAUGGCCUGAAGCCUCAAAUGAAAAAUCAAAAGAAAAUAAAUUAGAAGCUUAAAUGAUAUUUGAAAUGGUUCAAUAUCUUUGUAAGUGUGGUUAUUAAUAAACUUAAAUUAGUGUACUUACUUUAUAUUUGAGACAGGCUUAAGUAUUAAAAAGUUAAUUUUUUAAAUCUGGAUAUAAUAAUAUAAUAGUAUAAACAGUAGAUAAUUAUUAAGGAGAAGAAAAUGAUAUUGUGAUAUUAUCUUUAGUAAGAAACAAUUAAAAUAAUAAAUUAGGAUAUAUUUAAAUAGAAAAUCGAAUUAAUGUAGCUUUAUCAAGAGCAAGAAUAGGUUUAUACGUAUUUGGAAAUUUUGAUUUUAUUUAUAAAGCUUCAAUCAAUGGUAGUUUAUGGUAAAAAAUAAUAUAAUUGGCUANAUUUUGAUCUAAUUGCUGUGGAUAAUGCAAUAAAAUAAUUUAAUGAAAAGUAACAAAAUUUUUAAUUACUUCAUUAUGAUGUUUAAUCAAUACAAAAGAUAAUUAAUUAUGUUUUUCAUCAAAAAGGUAAUCCUUGGUAUUUAAAUCCUAAUGACAUAGAAUAGAUCUUAAUUUAUUUAGAAAGUCUUAGAUAUUAAAAUGAUAGUGUUAAAUUUAGUCGUUUAUAUCAAUAAUUUAUAGAUUUAUCUAAUAAUCUUAAAGAAUUAUAUGAUGAAAAUGAAAUCAAAAUAUUGAAUAGUAUGAAAAUAGUAGGAGUAACAGUUACUGGUGUUGCUAAAUAAGCAAAAAAAUUAGAAAAAUUAAAUACAAAAAUUAUGAUUAUAGAGGAAGCUGCUGAAGUUUUGGAAUCUCAUGUUGCUAGUAUACUUACUAAAAAUUUAUAACAUUUGAUUCUAAUUGGAGAUCAUCAAUAAUUAAAACCAAAAUUAAAAAAUUAUUCCUUAUAAAUGAAAUUAAAAAAUGCUGAUGUAUCUUUAUUUGAAAGAUUAUUUUUUAAUGACAUUCCAAGUGCUAUACUUACUUAAUAAAGAAGAAUGAAAUCUAAAUUUGCAGAUUUUAUACGAUUAAUAUAUAGUAAUUCAUAUUAAGAUCAUCCAGAUAUUAAUAAAUAAAAUAAUAUUGAAAUUCAAGGUUUGGAGAAAGAUUUAGUGUUUUUUAAUCAUAAAUGGCCUGAAGCCUCAAAUGAAAAAUCAAAAGAAAAUAAAUUAGAAGCUUAAAUGAUAUUUGAAAUGGUUCAAUAUCUUUGUAAGUGUGGUUAUUAAUAAACUUAAAUUAGUGUACUUACUUUAUAUUUGAGACAGGCUUAAGUAUUAAAAAGUUAAUUUUUUAAAUCUGGAUAUAAUAAUAUAAUAGUAUAAACAGUAGAUAAUUAUUAAGGAGAAGAAAAUGAUAUUGUGAUAUUAUCUUUAGUAAGAAACAAUUAAAAUAAUAAAUUAGGAUAUAUUUAAAUAGAAAAUCGAAUUAAUGUAGCUUUAUCAAGAGCAAGAAUAGGUUUAUACGUAUUUGGAAAUUUUGAUUUUAUUUAUAAAGCUUCAAUCAAUGGUAGUUUAUGGUAAAAAAUAAUAUAAUUGGCUAAGAUUAAGGAUUAUUUGAACGAUUAUAUUAAUACUAAAUGUAUUCCCCAUGGUAAUCUACAAAAAAUAAAGUACCCUGAAGAUUGGAAGAAAAUUAAACCAUUUUUUUGUAAUAAAAAAUGUCUAAAAAUGUAUUCUAAUUGCAAUCAUUUAUGCAAUUUGGAUUGUCAUAUCAGUGAUUACCAUUCAGAAGAAUCCUGUCCAUUUUAAUGUGAUCGAGUAAUGUAAUGUGGACAUAAAUGUAAAUUAUUAUGUAAAGAUAAAUGCUAAUGCAAAGAAAUAAUUGAUUUAUAAUUGUCUUGUGAACACCAAAUAAAAACAAUUUGUGGAACAAAUCCUUAAACAUAAAAAUGUUUAAAAGAGGUUUAAAUAUAAUAUCCUAAAUGUCUUCAUAUAAAAAAAUUUAUUUGUUAUCAAAGGGAUAAUUAUAUAUUUUGUUAAUAACAAUGCGAAAGAAUUCUUAACUGUGGGCAUACUUGUAAUAAAAUUUGUUAUGUUGAUUGUGGAAAUUGUAUGUAGGAAUGUAAUAAAGUAAGGCCAUGUGGACAUAAAACUAAAUGCAAAAAUUUUUGUUAUGAAGAUUGUUCACCUUGUGAUUUUCCAGUUUAGACUGAAUUAGACUGUGGACAUACAAUUGAAUUUCCAUGUAUUUCAUAGAAGAAAGAUUAAUAAAAUCAUAUAUGCUAAUAAAAUUGUAGAAAAAAGAGAGAAUGUGGUCAUUAUUUAUAAAUUUGUGAAAAUAAAUGUCAUGAAUAAUGUUCCCCAUGUUAUUUUUCAAUAGAAAAAUAAUUAAAAUGUGGUCAUUAUGUAAUUGUAAAUUGCUUUGAAGCUGAUAAUAAAGAAUAAGAAAUCAGAUGUAUAGAAGCAUGUCAAAAACCAAGAUAAUGUGGACAUGAUUAAGCCUGUCUAAAUAAAUGUUAUUAAGAAUGUUCACCUUGUUAAGUGAUGAUACCAAAAAUACUUAACUGUGGACAUUCAAUCUAAAUAGAAUGUUAUAAAUAAAAUUAAGAAUAUUAAUGUUAAUAAACAUGUACUAGAAAAAGAGAUUGUAAUCAUGAUUAAUAAUGCACAAAUUUAUGUUAUGAAUAAUGUUCACCAUGCAUUUAAAUAAUUAAUCACACUUUGCCAUGUAAUCAUAAUCAUUAUUUUGAAUGUCAUUCAUUUAACAUCUCACUUCAAUAAUUUAUUUGUCAUGAACCGUGUUUAUUAUAAAGAUCAUGUGGCCAUACUAGUGUAUGUUUAUCAAAAUGUUAUGAAAAUAAAUGCUCCCCAUGUUUAUAAAUAGUAAAUAAAAAGUUAGAUUGUGGACACAUAAUAGAAAUAAAAUGUUGUGAAUUUUAAUAAACAUAAAUAUGCUAAGAGCCCUGUAAUAAAAUUAGAGAAUGUGGUCAUAUCAAUCUAUGUAAAAAAUUAUGUAUUGAACCAUGUUAACCAUGUGAAUAAGCUUUUCUAAAGACCUUACCUUGUAGUCAUUAGUGUCUUGUUAAUUGUUAUUAAUAAUCCUAACCUAUUAAUUGUAAAGAAAAUUGCAUAAAAAUUAGAGAAUGUGGUCAUUAUUAUCCAUGUACUAAUUUGUGUUUUGAAACUUGUACACCUUGUAAAUCAGUAGUAUUAUAGAAACUUAAAUGUGAACAUUAUAUUGAUAUUGAAUGCAGUUAAAUUUCUCUUGUUUAAUUGAAUUAUAAAUGCUCUUAAUAGUGUAUUAAAACCAGAAUGUGUGGUCAUAAUUAUCCUUGUUAUAAUAUUUGUUACACUAAUAAUGAAUGUACUCCUUGUUAAGCUAACAUUUAAAAAAAUUUAGUUUGUGGUCAUUAAUUCUAAAUCAAGUGCUUUUAAAGGAUGUAAAAAUUUAAUAUAUUAUGUGAUAUGCCUUGUAAAAAAUAAAGAUCUUGUGGACAUAAUAUAUCUUGUCAAAAUAAAUGUUAUGAACCUUGCUCACCUUGCACUUAACUAUGUGAGGUUGUCUUAAAAUGUGGUCAUUAUUAAUCUAUUAAAUGCUUUUAAAAAGAUGAUUAAAGUGUAUUGAAUAAAAUAUAAUGUUUAUUCCCAUGUACAAAAAAAAGUAAUUGUGGUCAUAAUUCUAAUUGUACAAAAUAAUGUUAUUAAUAAUGUGAUCCAUGCUCAUAAUAGGUCUAAAUACUUUUAAAUUGUGGUCAUUUUUACAAAGCUUUUUGUUAAUAGGAUCCAAAUACUAUUAAAUGUUAAGAACUUUGUAAAAUUUAAUUAAACUGUGGUCAUCCUUGCUAAUAAAUUUGUGGAACUCCAUGUUUAAGAUGUGAAUAGAAAAUUCUUAAAAUAUUCCCAAAAUGUUUUCAUCAACUUGAAAUAAAAUGUUAUGAAAAUAAUUAAAUUUUACUAUGUUAAUAAUAAAUUUCAGUUAGUAAAUCUUGUAACAACCAUUUUGCUUAGAUUAAAUGUUGUGAACAAGAUUAAUCUAUUUUAGAAUGUCAAGAAUGCAAAAAUAAAAAUUGCAAAAUAUUUUGA